This is a messenger RNA of Zeugodacus cucurbitae (melon fly), 5179 nucleotides long. It is a transcript of the gene zfh1, whose product is annotated as zinc finger protein 1. Bases 1121 to 5179 code for a protein of 1352 amino acids. The transcript is spliced from 5 exons. The record is from RefSeq and is a predicted model, not a curated record. Gene Ontology annotation, biological process: anatomical structure development; regulation of transcription by RNA polymerase II. Lineage: Eukaryota; Metazoa; Arthropoda; Insecta; Diptera; Tephritidae. Gene Ontology annotation, molecular function: RNA polymerase II cis-regulatory region sequence-specific DNA binding; DNA-binding transcription factor activity, RNA polymerase II-specific.
CUGUUGCUUGGUGGUUGUUGUUGAAUUCUUGGUAAUUACGCUGAGGCUUGUCGCUACAGUGGGUAGUACUCGUGUCUAGCUAUUGCUACUGUUAAAAUACCCUCAACCCUCCGAGUUCCAAUUUGGCACUGCUCUGUGUAUCACACGCACAUUCACACACACACACAUCUCUGGCAAGCGGUGGUAGCAGCUACGCCAGCGCCGCUGCCAAAUCGGGACGAUGCCGUUAACGGUAUACGCAGGCUGAUUGUCGACUGCGGCAGUCAGCAGUCACGCAGCACGGCAGCAUGCUUGCGGAACAGCCACACAAAAAUCAUCACAAGAUAUUGUAGUAGCGACUAGCACGUCGCGCGGUCAACACACACGUUGUUCCCAAAAUAAAAUUCAAUUCAAAUACAGUUGAAAGCAAAUUGAAACCUUGGAUUUCACUAUUUGCCAGAUAAAGUGUUGAAGUUAUAACAAAGCCGUAUCGAAAAAUACCGUACACCUAGAGAAUUACGAAAAAUUUGUUCAGUUUGAAUAAACAGUGCACACUGUAAAUAACAAAGUCAAGUUGUGUAACGCUGAGAAUUCGCAAAAAAUUACAAAGGAAACGUUGAAAAUUUAUGCUAAAUAUGCGUGUUUGAAAAAAUCCCAAAAAACGUAAGAUUGCGCGUGAAAAAGUCGAAGUGUCACACUCGACGACCGGUAGCUUUGCCGCUGCUAAAUAACGAAAACAUUCAAGUGAACCUAUGAAACAUAUAACAAAUAAUUAAGCAAGUGUCAUAAAUAAUUAAAAAAUCAAAAUUAAGUGCAAACAUUUUUAGCACACACUGUGCAGUUUUCCGACAAGUUGAAGUUAUAAACAUAUAUACAUACAUGUGUGUGUAAAAAACUAGCAGUUUGUUGAUCUGCUUGUCGCGCCGCCAUUUUCUCCAGCGAAAAAUUUUCAAAACCAAAAAACAAAAUUCGCUUGUAAAUGCCAAUAAUAACUAAAUGAAUGUUACCAAGUGCAUAAUGAUGCUCUAACACGCUCAAAAUUAAAAUAAAGUGUACCCAAUUGCCGCCGCUUUUGCUAAUUUCACUUAGCAAAGUAUAAGCACAAAAGUCCGCGUGCAAACAAAGAAAUCAGCUCAUUCCAAUGUUGUCUUGUUUGGUGCCGUCGUCAUCACGUUUUGGCCAAGAGGAUAAUAUAAUAAACCAAAGUAUGCCAUCAUCACCAGCGUUCGCCGUGCAAUUUCCCUCAUUGGCAUCCAGUUUGCACCAUCCACAUCAUCAAAGCAGUGCGAAGAACAGCAGUAACGCUGAAGAGGAGAACACCUCUAUGCCGGGUCCAAUUUCACCACAUACAGAUUUUACGGUGAAAUGUCCACAAUGUCCCAAGCGACUAGGGUUUCAGUCUCUGAGCGAACACAUCGCCAGCGAGCAUCCACAUGAGCCACUUAAUACCGAAAAUAUUCCAUCCAGUCUUGCCUACCACCACCGCAACCACCAUCAUCAACUACAUAACCACCAACAACAACAACACCUGCAUCAACUACAACAAUCAUACGCACAAGAUAGCAUCGUCGAUAUUGAUGACGAUAAUGAGGAUAACGACGACAACAGCAGUAACAGUAAUAGCAAUAGCAGCAAUCUAAAGUACACAAAUUCACCAAAUCAAUAUAGUAAUAAUAACAACAACAACGAUAGCAAUAUUAAAAACAAUAACAACAAUAGUAUUACAAAUAUUGAAUACGAGCGUCGUUCACCUGCAACACCGGGUGCCGCCAACCACAACAGCGCGCUCAACACUUCCCACUCACCAAGUAAACAACAACAACAACAAUCAAAUAUGAUACCCAAUGUGACGCCCACCGUCUCACCAACACCACCGAACGAUCUCAGCGCUGCCACCUCACCAUUCGCCGCAGCCGCCGCCGCCGCAGCAGCAGCAGCAGCCGCUGCACAACACCAACUCCCGCCUUUACCACCACAUCUAACACAUCCACAUGGCAUGCAUCCGCAUGCGGCGGCGCAACUUAUGGCCGCCAUGGCUGCCAUGCAAGCACAGCAGCAAAAUAGUGCGCAUAACGGCAGUGGAGGUGCUCCAGCAUUGACAGCGUCCAACCCAACUGCGCGCACCUCUCCCACCAGCCAAUUGCUGGCUUUGGCCAACAAUGGACAUCAUUCACAUGCGGCGGCGCAUGCGCUCAACGGUGGCAGCAGCGUCUACGACAUGGACGCGGCGCGCUCCACCUCCAGUCCCGGCUCGAUUGGCGGCAGCGAAAUGGGCGCCUACCACUGCGUACAAUGCCCGGCGACAUUCCAGACGCGCGAGCAACUGGAGAAGCACGAAGUGCUGCACUCGCCUAGCGCGCAGACGCAAGCGUCGAAUCAAAGCUGCAAGAUAUGCCACAAAGCCUUCGCCAAUGUGUAUCGCCUACAGCGUCACAUGAUCAGUCACGAUGAGUCCGCCCUGCUGCGCAAGUUCAAGUGCAAUCAAUGCGAUAAGGCCUUCAAAUUCAAGCAUCAUCUGAAGGAGCAUGUGCGCAUCCAUUCGGGUGAGAAGCCGUUCGGCUGCGACAAUUGCGGCAAGCGAUUCUCACAUUCCGGUUCCUACUCCUCGCACAUGACCUCGAAGAAAUGCAUUAGUAUGGGCAUGAAACUGAAUCCGAAUCGCGCUAUGUUGAAGGCGUUGGAAAAGAAUGCGCCCGGCCAAAACGCGAAGCGGUACAAUGCGAACAAUGGCGGCGCAAUGAAUACAAGCGCUGGACCCACGGAGUCUAGCUUAAAUGUGGACGCCGCGUUGUCAGCGGGUUUGCCAUCACAUAUGAACUACUAUGCUACGGAUGCCAGCGAUGUGGCUAUGAAUGGAGGCACGCCACCAUUUUAUCCGAAUAUAUUGCAGAAAUACGAUGAUUACAACAUGAAUGCCAUGAAUGCUGCGCUUUUGGCCGCAUUCCCGCAUCCGUUUUACAGUUUGGGCCUGAAUCCGCGCUUAUCCCCCUACAACAUACAACGUCUGCUGGAACUGACGGCAGUGGGACAACAACACCAGCACCAACAGCAAGAGCAGCAACAACAGGAGGUGCAGCAACGCGAGGAAGAAAGCCUUAGCGAACGGGAACAGCAACAGCCCCAAUUAGAAGAGCACAGUGAGCGCGUUGAAGAUUCGAUUGAUGAGACAAACGAGGAGGAGAUACCGGAUGAGCCCAAAUUAGUGAUGGAUUUAGAUGAGAGUGAAGCUAAAGAGGGAGAUCUUGAUGAUGAAGAGGAAGUUCAGUCACAAAAAGUCGCAUCGGAGGCGGAAGAUCAUUCCUAUCUUAUUGAUGAGGAGAAGAUUGAAAAUUCAGAAAUUGAAGCGAGACAAGAUGAGUCGCUUAAAUCGCCCGCUUUGGAAGAAAACGAACAGACUAAUGUGAGACUAGAGAAUAAUGAAGUUUCGGAAUCCACCGAGCAAAACAUAGUACCACAAAUAAAGCUGGAAGAAAAUCGUCCUGCCACACCAGUGGAUGAGGAACGCGCUGAUCAAGUGGAGAGUGCGAAAACUAUGCCUGUUAUCAAACAGGAAUUAGACAGCACGGUCGAAAUGGAGCAAUCUCGUCCAAUGGAAACCUCAACGCCCACCAGCAAAGUAGAACAAGAAUCACAUAAUGAAUCCAGUGCAUGCAAUGCAACUGAGCUACGCUGUAGCCGCUGCGACACGCAAUUCAAUCACCAAACAGAGCUAGUGCAACACGAAAAAGUGCUAUGCGGUUUCAUCAAGCAAGAGCUACAACAUUCCUACCAAGAGCAACACUCUCAGCGACUGCAGCAGGAGCAUGAAGAGGAGCUGCAGCAGCCGCAAUCGCUUGUGCGGUCGCAACACAGCAUGGAUGACUCCGCCGAACAAUCUGCCAUCUCAGCCACCUCUCUAUUGCACACCAGCGACGCUGAAGACUACCCGGAUGAGCGGGAUUCCCACUCGCGCAACGACUGCAAUAGCGAAGGCAGCGAGCGCAAAGUACGUGUACGCACGGCCAUCACCGAGGAACAACAACAACAGCUGAAGCAGCACUACGCCAUGAAUGCGCGCCCCAGUCGCGAAGAGUUCCGCAUGAUUGCCGCACGUCUGCAGUUGGACGCACGCGUUGUACAAGUAUGGUUCCAGAACAAUCGUUCGCGCGAGCGUAAAAUGCAAAACUAUCAGCAAGCGAAUGGUAAACUGCCUUUGGCCCCAACCGAAGCGAGUGUCGCCUCAGUGUCAACAGGCUUGCGCACAGGAGAAGAGCAACCGUUGGACUUGUCGUUGAAGCGCGAUUGGCCUGUAGCAGCAAAGCGCAAUGGCAUGCAACAACAACAUUCACCACUAUACGGUAUUGCGCCAAUGCAAAGUGUCAGCGGGAGCAGUGAUUUCACCGAAGCUAUUAACUUGAGUCGCAAAAUGUCUGCCUCGAUGUCACCGCCCUCUUCGCUCUCGCCAUCGUCCGCCGCAUCCGUACCGCAGUCACUCAAGCAACACGCGGCUGUCUACUUUGGCGCACCCUCGGGGAGUCAUCAUUUCCAACGACGAACACCAUCACCAAAUGAGGCGCCAUCGCUAACACAACAGCAACCAAUCGCACCGCGCAGCGUGAGCAACAACAAUAACAACAAUAGUUUCUCUGCCUCACUAGCCGGACAUCUGCCACCGUAUAUGCUGCCUACCGGUGCACAGCGGAGUAUGAUGCCUAUGGAUGCGAUUUUCCGCAUGACACCCGGCGAUUAUGCCUGCAAUCCGCUCAUCAACAGUAUUAAAUUUCCCGACUAUCGCGGUACCAGCCUCAGUCCAGGCGGUUCGGAGAAACGCUCUUGGCGCGACGAUGACUCGCGUAUCUCACAUGAUGACGACUACAUUGGCGGUGGCUUGCUGCCGAAACCGAAGCGUCCCAAAGCGGAGACACACGGGCAUGCAGGUGAUCCGGACUUGCCAUUUGUGUGUGAUCAAUGCGACAAAGCGUUCGCAAAGCAGAGCUCGCUGGCGAGACACAAGUACGAGCAUUCCGGUCAACGCCCCUACCAGUGUGUAGACUGUCCGAAAGCCUUCAAGCACAAACAUCAUCUCACCGAACACAAGCGGUUGCAUAGCGGCGAAAAGCCCUUCCAGUGCAGCAAGUGCUUCAAACGUUUCUCACAUUCCGGUUCCUAUAGUCAGCACAUGAAUCACCGUUAUUCGUACUGCAAACCCUACAGGGAAUAG